ACUGUCGUAAGCCAUGUGGGAUUGUGUGCUCGUGAUGUGUUGGGUAGCUAUCGGCAUAGAGGCGGGAGUACCGGCGACCACCGGGGUAGAUCACCACCACCAUCACCAUCACCACACAUUGGUCUCGGGUCCACAGCUAGAGCGAGCACCCCUCAGCAGCGCCGCCGUCACGGACGAUAGGAGGUCUGCUUCUAUCAAAGAUAGUGACCAGACGUGCCCCAACUGUGUGCCGCACCACCCACACUCGCACCACGGCGCCAAACACCACCGGCGAGUGUCUCUCUCGCCACGUCUGGAGGCCAUCAAGGCGCAGAUACUGUCCAAGCUGGGGCUGGCGGCGCGGCCCAACGUGACGCUGACGGUGUCGCGGCAAGUGGUGCAGGACACGAUAGAGAGGGCGGACUCCGUCGAGGGCCAGGAGGAGGAGACGCCGCCGCCGACCACGCGACUGCCGCAAGAGACCUCCGAGCCUGACGACUUCUACGGCCGCACCAGGGAGAUAAUCACGUUCGCCGAGCCAGGCCACAUGUUGAACGGUCAGACUCUGCUAGAGUUCCCCCACCCGCGGACCCAAGAAGCCGAGGGGUCCGUGCUCAAGGUCAAAUCCGCCACCCUCUGGGUCAAAGUCCGCCCAGUCCACUCCGAGGGCUACGCCAGGGCUCUAAACAUGACGCUCUGGAUCUUCCGAGUGGCACCUAGCCGACUGAGGAACGCGUCCUACCUUAGCGGCAAGGAGUUUGACGAACACACGGAGAUGUCGGCGUCACUGCCCGUCACUCUGUCGUCUCUAGGCUGGCAGAGGUUCGAGCUGACCUCCACAGUACGUCAGUGGUACGACGCCGCCUCCCAGCAGAGACUGAGGCUGCUGGUCGACUGCUCCGGGUGUACCAACCUAGUUGAGGCGGUGUUGUUCCAAGGGGCGUCGUCGGACAGACCUUACCUCGUCGUCCACACGGAGAGUAUCGCUACGCGGAGAGUGCGGCGGCGAGCCAUCGACUGUCAGGGUAACAACACACUCUGCUGCAAGGAGAGGUUCUAUGUGAGUUUCCGCGAGCUCGGCUGGGAUGAUUGGAUCAUCGCUCCUAGUGGAUACUUCGCCAACUACUGUCGCGGAGACUGCGGUGGUGGAGGGGUCCGAACCCCCGACAUGAUCGCCAGCCAUCACGCUCACGUCAUAGAGGAGUACCGCAAGAUGGACCGGCUGAACGGCAUGCAACCUUGCUGUGCGCCACUCAAGUUCUCCUCCAUGUCGCUCAUAUAUUUCGGUCCCGACAUGACCAUCAUUAAGAGGGACCUUCCCAAGAUGGUGGUGGACGAGUGUGGUUGUCCAUAAGCGAUCGGCCGCGUAGAGACUUUCAACCAAUUUGAACUGAAUCGAAUUUACCGGUACCUUUUUAGUUUGUUAACUUCCCCCUUGUAUUUUUCGUCAUGUUCUCUUACCAGUAUCGCUGUACACUGUGAACUGUGAUCUGAUUGUUAAGAUUUGUGGUUGCCUUCUUAUACAAGAAAUUUUUAUAUUCUUAUAUCGAGAGUGGACGAUGUGCGCGCUCCGACGACCUAGUGACCAAGGGUUUUAACUUGUAUAUUGUAGACGUUAUAGCGAAUAACGACUGAUGUAGUAACGAUAAUCGAUCGUGUAAAUAAUACUCUAUUUUAUUAUAAAUCAGUAGGAGGUGUAAACUUGUAAAAGAAAGAUGUUCGUGAGCGCGCUUUCAGGGUCGAGAUGUUUAUAAAUUAGCAAUCGUUCUUUACUCAUAUCAUUCGUGUCUAGUAGCUAUACCUUGUGAUACUGUAGUUCCACACGACGAUAUGUCUAGGAUAAGUAGCUACUGUGAGUGUUAGCCCGUCCUCUAAUUUUUCACAUUGGCUGCGAGGACCCCAAUACUAUUGUUACAACGUUAAUUCUAUAGUAGAAAUUAUAAGUGUACACCUAAAUACUGACUAAAAAAAAUGUUCAAACAUCAAAAAACAAAACAAUAUACAAAAAAAUUCAGGAAACUUUUGUUUCAAAAAUUGAGUUUGAAUAUGUAUAAAGAGGCCAAGACUGUUUAAAACAUAUCUUAAAUUUCGGGUUUAAACCUUUUUUUCCAUUUCUUUGGCUUGGCCAAAAUACAAAUCACUUAAGUGUGCCAAACUAAAAACAACAUCUACCGAAAAUUAAAUUCAUGAGCAGCUAAUCUUCCAGCCUUAGAUACUUAACAGGAUUUUUUUCGUCCUUAGUAAACACAUAGACCGAAUUUUGAAAUAUUAGAUCGAAUAAAUUUCCUGGUAAACUUAAACGUAGAGUCUAAAUUGUUUUGUUUACAGUAACUAACGUAUCACUCACAUCUUUCUAGAGGCAGCAGGUCUGGAACAUUGUACAGUUACCUGGAGAGGAUGCUAUGUAUAUUGUAGACUAGUCAGUUGCUUGUUUCUGUUACACCGGUGUACAAUAGGCGAUAUCACUGUAGCAUUCCCUAGCCCAGUGGAGUGUCAUGUGUGAAUCCCACUCCUGCAUCCAAGAGUUGUCUGAAACACGAAUCAUUUUACUUUUCGUGCUUCAAAUCAUUCAAAGACAUUCCAGAUGCAUGAAUUGUGUUAGUUCCAAAGGAUCUCUAAAACGUUUCGUUUCAUAAAUUCCAUAUAU
Messenger RNA from Macrosteles quadrilineatus (aster leafhopper), 2626 nucleotides. Its product is annotated as inhibin beta chain-like. NCBI's taxonomy places the organism in Eukaryota, Metazoa, Arthropoda, Insecta, Hemiptera, Cicadellidae. The transcript is spliced from 4 exons. Gene Ontology annotation, molecular function: cytokine activity; growth factor activity. The record is from RefSeq and is a predicted model, not a curated record. Gene Ontology annotation, biological process: SMAD protein signal transduction. Gene Ontology annotation, cellular component: extracellular region. The coding region runs from base 14 to 1333 and encodes 439 amino acids.